AUGCGCAAUUCCCCAGCUGGCAUACCGCCAGCCUGCCAUGCAGCACAAGCCACGCCUUUGGAGGCCAACUCACGAACACGGACCCACCUUGUCUGUCUUGAUGGCGACACGCAUGUCGAGUCGCUCCUCAGCCGUGUGACCACUUAUUUUUCGGUCAUACCCUGCAGCAUCGGGAGACGAUGGCCUCACAUGCUAUGCAUUGCAUCUUGUGACCUCCUGAGUACCAUAGUCGACAUGACAUAG
This is a messenger RNA of Auxenochlorella protothecoides, 243 nucleotides long. RefSeq lists its product as hypothetical. Bases 1 to 243 code for a protein of 80 amino acids. Lineage: Eukaryota; Viridiplantae; Chlorophyta; Trebouxiophyceae; Chlorellales; Chlorellaceae. The transcript has a single exon. The record is from RefSeq and is a predicted model, not a curated record.